Molecule: messenger RNA, 2000 nt
Organism: Drosophila suzukii
Lineage: Eukaryota; Metazoa; Arthropoda; Insecta; Diptera; Drosophilidae
Gene: rau
Product: RA domain-containing protein rau
Biological process (GO): signal transduction; positive regulation of epidermal growth factor receptor signaling pathway; positive regulation of fibroblast growth factor receptor signaling pathway
Source: RefSeq, a predicted model, not a curated record
AGAGGAUGGGUAGAACACUUCCCUAUGCUCACUAGAUAGGUCGCUGCCGACCACUGAUCUACAGUGAAGUGCUUGAUAACUUAAUGCCAGCCAAAGGGCCGUAAAAAACAAACGAGGCAGAAAUAAGAAACAAAACCAAAAAACAGUGCGACCUUGUCUUGUCUUCGCCAGACUUCUAGUUCCACCAUCCCAUCCAUCAAAGUCGGGGACUGUUAAGUCUUGGGAUUGCGAUUACACGCUAAACACAUUUGGAUACAACAUCUCCAUAAGCUCUAAGAUGCUGAAGCACGUGCAGAUCUCGCCUCUGAGGAACCGCUCCGAUUCGGUGUCCCUGCGCUCCUCCAGCCACGCCUCCUCGUGCGCCAGCUCCAUGUGCGGCAGUCCAGAGCCGCCGACGGACCUGCAGAGGACUCCCUCGAGGGCCUCCAGCUACUCCAGUCUCAACGAGCAGCUGCCACAGACCACAAUAAAGGUGUACACCAACUGCCUGAAGAUCGACAUCGAGUACAAGACCCUUGGAAUUCAGUGGGACACUACCAGCAAGGAGGUGAUUGGCCAGUUGCUAAGACGCCUGAAGAUGCGCCAUCGCGACCCCAAGCUGUUCUACCUCUCCAUGGAGGUGGCUGUGCGCCGGGCGGGGGUGAAGACCCUCCUGGUGCUGGACGACGACACCCGGCCGGCCAUCAUGCAGGCCUGUCAUCCCAAGGGCGAGUCCCGCUUCUGCCUCCAGCUGAAGCCAGGUGGCCUGAUCCGUGUCCACACCUCCGCCCUGCAGCCCAGUUCCCAGUACAAGUCGCUGGUCAUCAGCGAGGAGACGACCAGUGAUGAGCUGCUGCACCUGCUGCUCGGCUGCUACAGCUCACCGGAGCCCGUGGAAUGCUUCUCGCUGUACGAGGUGUGUCCGGGCCAGGAGUGCCAGAGGAAACUGCAUCCGGAUGACUUGCCGCUGCGAACCCAAAUGGAGCGGAUGAAGAGGGGGGAGAGCUGCCACUUCCUGGUGCGAAGGACACCCAACUAUGCCCGGCGUCGCCAGCUGUUGGCCAAUCUGAACGAGGCCAUUGACCAGGCUGCCAAGGAGGCGGCCGAGGAUGCCACUAGUCUGCUGGAGCUCUCCCUGGAAUCGGACCUAUCCUUGUCCGAGGAUCUGAGGAGCUGCAGCAGCAGUGAGGAUGCCGAGGAUGAGGACGAGUGUGCCAGCAGUUCCGGCUCCUCGGAUAAUUCCACCGAAUGUGCUCUGCGAAGGGACUUUUACACAGCUCCUGCUCCGGCUGCAGCUCCUACUGCCCCCCAGGUGGCCGUAUCCAUCUCACCCGCUCGAGCCUACAGCCCGGUGUACAACAUCCGUGAGAUACGCACCUCAUCGCACUCGUUCUCCUCGUUGGGAAAGGAUAAGAAGCUGUUGGAUAUCCACAUGAAUGCCCGUUUUGCAUCUGCAGGAGUCUACGGAAGAUUGAUGCCUGUGGCGGAAACGGAGACCACGACCCAUGACCUGAAUGGCAAUCCCAAUGCCAGUACCAAACUCACAGCAGAGGCAGUAAACAACAACCCGGCCAAGGGAUUGGGGCACUUUGUCUACCUGUAGCCAAUUCAGGAUUAGUCAGGAUGUCAUCUGUACAUAGGAGGGAGUUAGCCCCCAGGAUCCUCACAUAAGCCCCAAAAAAAAAGGAGAAAGUAGAAAACGUGUACCGUUUGGACCAAAGAUGCAUUUGUAGUUUAAGUCCUUAGAGUGGGAAAUGUAAAUAGAAAGUACCCAAUGUAUCCUAAGAUUAUUUUUAACCAUUAGUCUAGUUUUUCUUACGCUACGACACAUUUUGUAUCCCUAGUGUAAUGCAAAGAAACCAUCUGCUAACAAUCCCAAAUCACAGGAGUCUAUAGCUUAAGGCUUUAGUCCCGCAACUAAAGCUUCAAUAAGAGUAAGGAUCUGAAGAGCAUGUGGCUAACAUUCGUGUAUAAACCAAAAGAUAUUUUAAUAAUAAGGGCUAAUUAUGUAAAACCGAAAA